AUGAUCGCUUGGGCGCUGGCGCCGCUGGCUCUGGCGCUAUCGGUGGCAAGAGGCGAGCCUGCUACUGGGAUCACCCGUUCCUGCGUGACGGGCGAGCUCUGCGUGGUCACUGGCCUCGCAGGCACCGGUUUGGCAGACGGCGAUGUGAUGGCAGUGCUGAGUUUGUGCGGCACCGGGCCCCCGCUGAGCGGUAUGCCCGGGGGCUUUGGUGAGUCCUUGGCCGGCAGCAGCGGCGGCACGCACUUCAUUUGGCCCGGUCUCUUACUUGUGGACGGCGGAGAGUAUCGCCUGUGCUGGUGCAGCGUGGCAAGCCCCUGCAGCCACGAGGGCUACUUCACCACGGACGUGGGCACCAUGGUGGUCACUGGGCCCGUCUCCGGCUUGGAAGCGGCCUGCGUCAGUGGACGACUUUGCUCCAUCUCGAACAUUCAGGGUGUCUACCUGCAGGACGGGGACUCUGUGAUGGUGCUGACGGCCUGCGGCGGCGCGCAGAUCGACGGCUUCCCCAACGGCGCCAAGACCAGCGCGGGUGCCUUGCAGGGCAGCGAGCACGGUUGGGGCGAGGCCAAGAUCUCGGCGCUGGGCGGGGAGUACGCGCUGUGUUGGUGCGCCAAGGGGGCUACCUGCGACGAGACCUCGGAGCACCGGAAGCGGCUGGGCACGCUCACCGUGACGGGCCCCGCUGGCAACCUCGUGCGCGUCUGUGGCGCCCAUGAGGACUGCACCUGGUCGGGCGUGACUGGCACUGGACUUCUGGACGGAGACCGCAUCAUGCUCCUGAAAACCUGCGGCGAGGGCCCCAUCGUCCCGGGCUUUCCCAAUGGCGACAUCGCCACCGCCGCCGGAGGUGGGGGGGAUUACAGCUUCGGCGCGGACAACCUGAUCCGUGCCGGCGGCCACGAGUACGCCAUGUGCUGGUGCCAGCCCAGUGCGGAGCACGUGUGCGCUGGCCCCCGGAACUUCCUCACGCCUGCGGGCAUCCUGAUUGUGUCUGGUGCAGCGAGCGACCACGACGUCAGUUGCGUGCAAGGGCAGAGCUGCAAGUUGCUGAACUUCCACGGGGUGGGCCUCACAGAUGGCGACCAGGUCCAGGUGCUAUUGGAGUGUGGCACGAGCUCUGCUCCUUCCAACUGGCCCAACGGCGCCAUAGCGGUGGCCACAAGCGGGGGAGCGGAGUACCUCACCUGGGACGGUCAAAGCCUCGAUGUCCAGUUCGGCAACUACAGGAUCUGCUGGUGCAAGACCGCCUGGACAUGCGCAGACCCGGCAGACUUCAAGAUGGAUGCUGGUGCAUUGCGGGUAGUGGGCAUCAACCAAGGACAAUCCAGGUCUUGCCACGCAGGAGCGCCCUGCCUGGUGGCGGGCCUGCUGGGCAGCAAUCUCAGGAACGGGGACCUCAUCAAGGUUAUGACCGAGUGCGGUACGGGUGACGAGGUCUUAGGUUUCCCGAAUAACAGCACCUCUUUGCCGGCGACGGAUCUUGGCAGCAGCUACUCCUGGGGAGUGGCGGAGGUCGUCGAGGCGGCUGUGGGCGCCUACAAGAUGUGUUGGUGCCCUUACGGCAACGCGGACGGCUGCGGCGACAAGGCCUUCUUCGUGUCCGAGGCUCGCCGCAGGGCAGGCCUCUUCCUCCUUUGGUCAGUGGUUGCCGCGGUGCAGUUCGAUGCUUGCUUCGAGUCCGAGUUUGCCAAACAGAAUCGGACCUGGGCGGACGAGGACAAAGAGGUGGGCAAAAAGCUCGAAGCCCUCGAGCGGAGGUUUAAGAAGAAGCCCAACAUGAUCUUCAUCCUGGCGGACGACAUUGGCUCAGGGGAGUUGGGCUGGCAAGGGGGGGGCAAGCACCGGGGCACCCCGACGCCUGGCUUGGACGACAUGGCCUUCAAGGGCAUGCGCUUCUGGUCCGCCUACGCGGAGCCCUCCUGCACGCCCAGCCGCACCGCCAUCAUGACGGGCCGGCACCCGGUGCGCACGGGCCUCACCACGGUGCUUUGGCCCGGCCAGGAGGAGGGCCUCAGCCCAGACGAGGUGACGGUGGCCGAGGUGCUGUCGGGCGCGGGCUACCACACUGCCAUGUGGGGCAAGUGGCACUUGGGCGAUGCUCCCAAGUUCGGCCCGGAGAAUCAAGGCUUUGAUUACGCCUACUACGGACUCUACAACGGCGCCCCGGAUAAUUGGCCAGAAUCUUACGACAUGCUGGCGAAUGCGCCGAACUCCAUGAAGCCCAUGUUCUACGACUUCCCUGGGGUGGAAGGAUACCUCGAGGAGACGGGCAUCGACCUGUCGGAGGCCGCUUACGUCGCGCGCAAGGGCCAGCCGCGGCAGCCGAUCCCGGGCCCGGCGGGAAAACUUGGGCCCAGGAGGCAGGAAGCCUUCGAGAAGGAGUCCAUUGAGCAGAUUGUUCAGUAUGUCGAGGAGAAGGCCAAGGACCCGAAGCCUUUCUUUAUCUACUGGGCGACCUUCUGCCAGCAGCUGCAGGGUUUCUCCGAGCAUUACCAGGAUCCCCACGUGGACAAGAUGAACACUCAGGCCUCCAUGCUGGCAGCGCACAGCGCCCACGUGACCCGACUUUUGGGCACCCUGGAAGCGGAGGGCAUUGCAGAGAACACGUUGGUGGUGUGGUGGAGCGACAACGGGCCGAUGUACGCCUUCUUCCCAAACUCAGGCUACACCGGGCUGCGGGGCGGCAAGGGCACGGUCUUUGAGGGAGGCGUGCGGGUGCCAGCUAUGGCCUGGUGGCCAGGAAUCAUCGCUCCCAACCAGGACCCAGUGGACAUCAUCCACGUCACGGACCUCUACACCACCGCUGCCCGCCUGGCCAACGCCACGAAGAAUAUCCCCGAGGAUCGCAUCACCGACGGGGUGGACCAAAGCGCGCUCUUCAUGCUUGGGGAGGGCCACACCCGGCGCAGCUGCAUGUUCCAUUACAGCGGAGCAACACUCGGGGCCUACCGCCGAAAGGACAUCAAGGUCCACGUGAAGACCAGCGAGGGCGGCCUGCCGGGCAUGGACAUCUACAACGUGAAGCGUGACCCGGGGGAGCAGUUCGGAGAGAAGUAUCCUUACCUGCAUAUGGUCACCCCCAGCUUGAACGCCCUGCAAGCGCACAAGCGCCACAUGCAGCGCUUUCCCAACCGCGGGGCCGUAACCAGCCGGGACAUUGACUCUACGGGGGCCCGCAGACCGCAGCUUCAACGCCAGCUGCGUUGCCGGGCAGAGUCCCUCGUGGGACCCAUCCAAGAUGGCGUGGACCUCACCUAUGGCAGCGACCGCAUUGCGCUCCUGAGUUCACUGGGCACUUGCGGCUUGGAUGCGCCGGAUGCGGCCAUGGCGGGCGGGCUGAGCAAACAGGUGGAGUCGGACCAGAUGGUGCGCUUCCUGCCAUCUGAUCUCCCCUUCGGCGGUACUUGGAAGAUGUGCUACUGCGCCAAUUUCGACUCCAGCCUAGACCAGGAAGCCCUUCCCUGCCAGAGCCAGCAGGACUUUGCUGCGACGGCGGGCUUUCUGACAGUGGUGGGCGCCUUCUCGGAUCAGGUGGUGAAUUGCACUAGGAACCAGGUCUGCAGCUUUGAGGUGCAGGGCAACGGCCGGGAGUCCCGGAAGACGGCAUCACGACUUUGA
This is a messenger RNA of Effrenium voratum, 3618 nucleotides long. NCBI's taxonomy places the organism in Eukaryota, Dinophyceae, Suessiales, Symbiodiniaceae. The record is from the annotation of a GenBank genome assembly.